Messenger RNA from Punctularia strigosozonata HHB-11173 SS5, 1459 nucleotides. Its product is annotated as alpha/beta-hydrolase. The transcript is spliced from 4 exons. The record is from RefSeq and is a predicted model, not a curated record. Bases 30 to 1256 code for a protein of 408 amino acids. Lineage: Eukaryota; Fungi; Basidiomycota; Agaricomycetes; Corticiales; Punctulariaceae. Gene Ontology annotation, molecular function: hydrolase activity.
GCUACGUCGGUCUACCUUCAGCACCAAGUAUGCCUGAAUACCGGCGUCAGCCGCUGAAAGGGAUAUUCCUGUUCUAUCAACUGUUCACUACCCUCCUAUUUCGCGUACCGACAUGGGCACUCAUUUCCCUCUAUCCGAAAUGGCGGCCUCGGCCAUCAUGGUCUAUCACGCGUUGCAUCUACAUACGCCUGUGGAGACACCUUUUCCAUGUUGGUAACAAGGUCGGUAAACUGGGAAAAACUCCAGACCAUCUCGCUAUCGUGUCAGGGAUCGGAGUCAAGGGUAUCUGGGUAGAACCCGCCCCCGAACUUAUCGUGGGGGAAGUCAAGGAAUGGGCCGAUGUCGCACAAAUCGAGCCCAUCCGCCUUCCUGGAUAUUGGUUGGACAAGAGUGGAUCGGACACCAAGCCUGGAGAGCCUCCUGCUCCGGGCGAGAAGGUCGUUUAUGCCCUUCAUGGCGGGGCAUACGUUUCCCUGUCAGCGAAUCCAGCGGAUCCGACUGCCAAUAUCGCGAAGGGACUACUUCAGCAUUGUGAUCAUGUGCGACGCGUUUUCUCUCUUGAAUAUCGGUUAUCCGUCGGCCCCCCAUAUGAUCCUGCUCAUCCGUUCCCGACUGCGUUGGUCGAUGCCGUCUCCGGUUACAACUAUCUUAUCAACGUCGUGGGACUCAAACCCGAAGAUAUCAUCGUGGAGGGCGACUCCGCCGGGGGAAAUUUGGCUCUCGCGCUUUCCCGCUACCUGAUUGAGAAUCGGACCCACGCGAGCGUACCUGCCCCUCCUGGCGCGCUUAUCCUCAUGUCGCCCUGGUGCGACCUGAGCAAGUCCCACCACAGUCCGGAGUCCAGCACGUUCAAGAACGCCAACUCUGACUAUCUCAGCAUGCAUGACACCCCACCGGACAGACUAUUCUAUCCCGUCCGGGCUUUCAUUGGGCCGCAUGAUCCCAGUUGGCUCGACGCGAAUCGGUAUAUAUCACCUGCCUCGUUGAACCUCAACCCGUUGGGGCCGGAUAACAAAGGGCUUUUUUCUGGAUUUCCGAGGACGUUCAUCGCCGCGGGAGGCGCUGAGGUGCUCCUCGACCAGAUUCGGACGCUUAAAGACCGCAUGGUCGGGGAUUUGGGCAACGCGGUAACGUAUUCCGAAGCGCCAGACGGCGUCCACGACUAUGCGUGUUUCGAGUGGCACGAGCCAGAGAGGUCGGAGACGUUCAUCCAGAUUUCCAAAUGGUUACAAUCUCCUCUUUCCUCAGUUUCAUAGCCGUUGCUCUCAGCACCCAGGCUCUUUGCCGUCGGAGACGUCACCAUGCCAGAUGUUGAUAACGAACCCAAGGCCUCGAGGCCAUGCAUUCUCACGUACGUAGUAUUGCUCAACGCGUCAUUAGCCACGCAAAGCCUUGUCUUUGUCCAUAUGAAGGCACUACGAUGGGUGCUGGUACUUAUCUAAACAAUACACUACAUUCU